Populus nigra (black poplar) is the source of this 2298-nucleotide messenger RNA. RefSeq names its product transmembrane 9 superfamily member 1. Bases 224 to 1999 code for a protein of 591 amino acids. The record is from RefSeq and is a predicted model, not a curated record. The transcript has 12 exons. Gene Ontology annotation, biological process: protein localization to membrane. NCBI's taxonomy places the organism in Eukaryota, Viridiplantae, Streptophyta, Magnoliopsida, Malpighiales, Salicaceae. Gene Ontology annotation, cellular component: trans-Golgi network; membrane; endosome.
ACCCUUAACAAUUAAGAACUCGCAAAUCUGAGAACCCUCCUUGCAUUACAAUACAACACUGUCUCUCACUGUCUCUCUUUCUAUAACGGGAAAAAUCAGAGCAACCCGAGAGAAUUCAUCCGUCCUUGAGAAAAAGAUUUUUGAAAUAAAAAGAGAGAGAGAUUUGGUUUGAUUUGAUUGACCGAAUCUUGACCGUCAGAUCCUUCCGUCACCGGCGAUCGCCAUGUCCUCCGCCAUUCGAUCUCUUCCUCUCAUCGCCUUCAUUUCCCUCCUCCUCCUCUCUCUCGCUCUCGCCUUCGACGCAGAUCACAGGUAUGGACAAGAAGAAGCAGUUAAGCUUUGGGUAAACAAAGUGGGUCCUUAUAACAAUCCACAAGAGACAUACAACUAUUACAGCCUUCCAUUUUGCCAUCCAUCUGGCAAUGAUGGGACACACAAAUGGGGUGGCCUUGGCGAGGUCCUUGGUGGAAAUGAGCUUAUUGAUAGCCAGAUUGACUUAAAGUUUGCGAAGAAUGUGGACAAAGCUGUUAUUUGUCAGCUUGAACUUGAUGAAGCAAAAGUCAAACAAUUCAAGGAUGCAAUUGAGAACAGUUAUUGGUUCGAAUUCUUCAUUGAUGAUCUGCCAUUAUGGGGUUUUGUGGGUGAAUUGCGUCCUGAUAAGAACAGUGAUAAUGGAAAGCAUCUCCUUUUCACGCAUAAGAGCAUCACUAUCAAAUAUAAUAAAGAUCAGAUUAUUCAUGUCAAUCUCACACAAGAGAAUCCAAAGCCCCUUGAAGCUGGGACAGUGUUGGAGAUGACAUAUUCUGUCAAAUGGUCUUUGACUAAUGUCAGUUUUGCACGUCGCUUUGAUGUUUACUUGGACUACCCCUUCUUUGAGCAUCAGAUCCAUUGGUUUUCCAUCUUCAAUUCAUUCAUGAUGGUUAUCUUUCUCACCGGUUUAGUGUCAAUGAUUUUGAUGCGGACACUUAGAAAUGACUAUGCAAAAUAUGCUCGGGAUGAUGAUGAUCUGGUGGAGUCUUUGGAAAGAGAUGUUAGUGAGGAGACUGGUUGGAAACUUGUUCAUGGGGAUGUUUUCCGGCCACCUCGCAGUUUGGUUGUUCUCUCAGCUGUCGUUGGAACAGGUGCUCAGCUAGCGACGCUUGUGCUUCUUGUCAUCUUGAUGGCAAUUGUUGGAACGUUGUAUGUUGGGAGAGGAGCAAUUGUCACGACUUUCAUAGUAUGUUAUGCUCUCACAUCAUUUAUUGCUGGUUAUGUGAGCGGGGGGAUGUAUUCUCGCCAUGGAGGUAAAAGUUGGAUCAAGUCGAUGAUUCUCACUGCCUGUCUAUUUCCAUUUAUGUGCUUUGGCAUUGGGUUCAUCCUGAACACAAUUGCUAUAUUCUAUGGAUCUUUAGCUGCAAUUCCCUUUGGCACCAUGGUGGUUGUUUUUGUAAUAUGGGCUUUCAUCUCCUUCCCUCUGGCCCUUCUUGGCACUGUUGUUGGAAGAAAUUGGAGUGGUGCUCCAAACAAUCCAUGUCGUGUGAAAACCAUUCCCCGUCCAAUUCCUGAGAAGAAAUGGUACCUCACACCAUCUGUGGUCUCAAUGAUGGGAGGACUUUUGCCCUUUGGCAGCAUAUUCAUUGAGAUGUACUUUGUCUUCACAUCCUUCUGGAAUUACAAGGUGUACUAUGUAUACGGCUUUAUGCUGCUUGUUUUCCUGAUUCUCAUUAUUGUAACAGUUUGUGUAACAAUAGUGGGGACAUAUUUCUUGCUUAAUGCUGAGAACUAUCACUGGCAGUGGACUUCAUUCUUCUCUGCUGCCUCAACAGCUGUUUAUGUGUACUUGUACUCAAUAUAUUACUACUCCGUGAAGACUAAGAUGUCAGGCUUCUUCCAGACCAGCUUCUAUUUUGGAUACACUUUGAUGUUCUGUCUUGGAUUAGGAAUUCUCUGUGGAGCUGUUGGUUAUCUAGGCUCCAAUUUGUUUGUGAGGAGGAUCUAUAAGAACAUUAAAUGCGACUAGGACUUCACCGACAAAAUUUAGACCUGAUUGUGCUUCAUCAGAGCAUGUUCUUAUUGUUGAGACAAUAAUUUCUUAGAUGAAGCCUCCGUUCAUGUAUGGGGGACUUAACAACGCAACAGAUGAUGGAACAGGGUUUUGGGAUGGGGUAUAAAUUUAUUCUUUCUCUGGACAAAGGGAAGCCCUGAGAUAUUUUUUGGUUUUCUUCCCCUGCUGUAAGUGAUAGUCGUAAUUUAGAAUUGAGAGAUUGUUUUGUAAUCUGUGAAGCUAGAAAAAUAUAUCAAACGCCUGUCAUUUUGCUA